CACACACAAAUCCCUCAAUUCCCUCCUCUCCCCUCCGAAACCCUCCAACCAAACAGGGCCUCAGAAAAUAUGAUUUUAUAUGCGAAAUCGUUUUGAAGAGAUUCAAGAGAAGUGAAAAAGUACAAACUUGUGGGAUUUAAAUCUUAUGUCUUGUCAAGUUUUUCUCUCUCUAGGGUUAUCGGCCGAUAACCCUUAGCCUUGUUUUGUCCGCCUUCGUGUUUAUCGAAGGGCGAGAUUGAUUGGUGGAGUUGGGCGGUGCUGUUGGAGGUCGGGACAGUAGCGCGAUUAGGAUUGGAGGAGAGGGCGGUGGUCUUGAAUAUUUAUUUGGGCCAUUCGGAAGCUAGGGAAGGCACGACGAAACCGAGAGAACGGUUUCGUGUUGGUGGUUGCUGUUAUCACGACUCACAGUAGAAGGGAUAUCGGCGGGGGAAUUAGGAAGGUAGAUGGAAAUUUUAGUUGAUCGUUACAAGCAGAUGGUGAUUGGUGAUGAUGAAGAAGAGCUAAACCUCGAUGAAUGAGAGGUUGAAGAAGGCUCGAUAGAGGCGGCGGCGACGAGUUUCCCAGUGAUCGGCCAAGUACUGACAGACCGCAAAGUCAAAUUCCCGGAUCUCAAAGAAACGAUGCUUACACUUUGGAGGUCGGGGAAAGGUAUGUCAGUGAAAGAAAUUGGCGAUAAAAGGUAUAUGUUUUCGUUUAACCAUCAUUUUGAUAUGAAGCGUGUGCUUGAUAUGAAGGAGGUCCUUGGCAGUUUGAGCGUAGUCUAUUAAUGUUAAAAGAGGUUUUGCCUGAUGAUAUUCCACACGAAAUUAUUUUAAAUGAGACUGAAUUUUGGGUUCAGAUUCAUAAUGUCCCCUACAGUCUUGUUAAUUUAGGCACUGCCAGACGUGUUGGAAAUUUCAUAGGGGGAUUUAUUAAAUAUGAUGAUAACCAGAAAAGUGAUAGAUUAGAGCCAUAUAUGAGAGUUAGGGUUCUUAUGAAGAUGGAUAAAUCGCUCAAGAAGGGGACAAAUCUGAAAAAAUAUGGUAAAAGUUUUUGGGUAGAUUUUAAAUAUGAAGGAUUACCCAACUUUUGCUUUAUCUGUGGUUUAAUUGGACAUUCAGAUAAUUUCUGUCCCUUAAAUUAUGAGGAAGGAUUAGUUUUAGAAAAAAAAAUGGAACCCAGCUUAGAGCAGGUAGCGGGGUGAAGACAAGCCCAACAGGAGGGCUCUUGGGGGGUUCAUCGAGCUCUGGCAGAACGGGUGGGGGUCUAAGGGCAUCCAAAUCAGAAGGAAAGAUGGCAGAAAAGGAGAAUGUGAUAAUGAUUGAAUCAGCCCAAAGUUUUACACAAGGAGGGGAGGAGCUUAAAGAAGAGGUUUCUAAGAGGAGGAAGAUCUAGGAGACCCAGACAGAGAAGGGGCAAGUGGAGGACACCAUGGCUAUGGAUGGGGCAAAAAAUGGGGAGGAGGGGGGCUUUGCUUCUUAAGUCCGCCGAAGAUGCUGGUUGGAGGCUGCAAAUCAGAGGGAUGGUUCAAGUUUUCUGGCUGCGACAGGAGUGUUUUUUAUUUCGUUUUAUUUGCUACUUUAGCAAUUGUUGCUUUUUUUUUGUGUUUGUUUUUUCGUUUAUCUCCCCGUUUGUAAGACGUUGACUUUGGAUAUGGGAGAUAAGAGGAAUAACGUAACCGUUUUUGGCUUUUUGUAUAUCAUUUAUGGAUCAGCGAAUUAUAUUGCUACGGCUGUCAAAUUUAUUUUUGUCAUUUGACCCAUACUCUGGAUUAUAUGUUAUCAAUAUAAGCCAAAUUCUUCCAAAAAA
Messenger RNA from Cuscuta epithymum, 1788 nucleotides. NCBI's taxonomy places the organism in Eukaryota, Viridiplantae, Streptophyta, Magnoliopsida, Solanales, Convolvulaceae. The record is from the annotation of a GenBank genome assembly.